GAUAAGCACAAUCCGCCAUGGAAUUUCGAAAUGAGACGGUCUCCAGAAAACAUCGCCGAACCCCUCUAGAUCUAUCACAAUGCACCGCUUCCUUUCAAUAGUUAUUCUUGGAAUUUCUUGGAACCUGCCAGCUGUACUGGGGGUGCGGUGCUUGAGAUGUGACUCUAUCACGGAGCCCCGCCUCUGUACCCAGUUGGAGACCUGCCACAAAGGAGAGGUAUGCGGCGUGGAGCAGAAGAGAUCGGAUAACGGAGACAUUUCCUAUUGGACGGGAUGUAUCUCACCAACAAGCUGCAUUUCAGAGGACUCAAUUGUCUCGGCCAAAAGGACCGGUUACUAUGACAACGAAGUUAUCUGUCGUCACUGUUGCUCCAGUGACCUAUGCAACUCCAAGGGAUGCGGUGCGAUAGGCUACCCAGCUGACCGUGGGCCCUUGUGUUACGAGUGUAAGAACUUGGCCGAUCCGAGCACCUGUCACACUAUCGCCUUCUGUACCCACAAUGAGAAAUGCUUCGUUGGAUCAGAAGCACAUUUUGGACAACUGUACUAUACAACACGUUGUGAGCCUCUCCACGCAUGCACGGCACUGGAUGUGUCCUCUCCCCUCGGAAAGCGAGCCCUGCCCUGUCGUCACUGCUGUACCGGGGAUCUCUGUAACAGCAGCUGUAAAGUGUAGAACAGGACAGUUGGCGGCUGUGUUUGGUGUUACUGACCCUUGUUGUUUGUAUCGUCACAGCAAAUGUGGUAAAUGUGAAAAUAAAUCUAGAAGUCAACCUAAAA
Messenger RNA from Magallana angulata, 780 nucleotides. RefSeq lists its product as uncharacterized. The transcript is spliced from 8 exons. The coding region runs from base 80 to 676 and encodes 198 amino acids. Lineage: Eukaryota; Metazoa; Mollusca; Bivalvia; Ostreida; Ostreidae. The record is from RefSeq and is a predicted model, not a curated record.